AUUGAUUGUCUAAAGUCCGUCAAACCAAGUGUCAUCUAUGAUGUAUCUAAGCGGGGGUAUGAUAUGCGGCCUGUUUUGAAUGGAGACUUCAUCCCAGAUUCUCCAGAAACCUUGCUUGACAAAGGAAACUUCACAAAUCCCGAAAGUACUAUGAUAGGCGUGGCCAGCGAUGAUGGAUCGGCUGCGACGAAUGCCAUACCGGAACUAUCGAAUGGUUCAUUAAACAUCAGCAGCAUAACCAGAAAGCGCUUUCUUCAAGUUAUAGAAAACUGGUCUCCUCUUUUUAACCGCUUGUCCCAGACGUUUAAACGUUUCGUCAAAUUGUACAAGGAGGCUGUUAAUCAAGAAUACACUCCGUGGUCCAAUAUCAACAAAACACGUCAUAUCCGACGCAUGACUCUUGACCUUUUUAAAGACAGCGUUAUCAUUGCUCCAUCAAUUUACCACGCUAAUAAAUUUGUGAAAAACGGUGCAAAAGUGUUUUUCUAUCAAGUGGAUCAUGGUAUUGACAUGUCGGAAGGCUAUUUUACACAUCCAUCGUUCUUAAAGGGUUAUCAUCAAACAGAAAAGUUUAUGGUGUUUGGAUUUCCAUUGAAAGCCUCACACCCCCCACCAGCCGAUGUUGCAAUAUCCAAAAAAGUCAUAGAAAUGUGGUCAAACUUUGCAAAAACUGGAGAUCCUUACCCGUAUGAUACACAGAGUGAAGAGUCCUGGCCUGAAUACGAUCUAAACUCGAAAAAAUAUUUGUCAAUUGAACCCAAUUUGAAAGUGAAAAGCAACCUGCGACCUCGUCAAAUGGCAUUUUGGAAUGAUUUUAUCCCUUUUUUGAAUAAGACCUCCUACGAAUCAUGUGUUACCAACUUUACCAAGUCUAACAUCAGCGAUUCUGACAGUCUAUUCCUUUCCUAGGUCUAUUCUAAGGGAUCUUGUCAACAUAAAUCAAACAAUAAAAUCUUAAUG
Molecule: messenger RNA, 960 nt
Organism: Exaiptasia diaphana
Lineage: Eukaryota; Metazoa; Cnidaria; Anthozoa; Actiniaria; Aiptasiidae
Product: acetylcholinesterase
Exons: 4
Coding region: 64-909 (281 amino acids)
Source: RefSeq, a predicted model, not a curated record